AUUAAAAUGACAGGUCAUUGCUACUUUAUAAAUCUGUAGUUUUAUAAUGUGACAAUUUUUCUCGUGACUGAUAAUGCAGUAACUAAAGUACAUUGAUAAGCAUUUUUUUUUUCUUUUUUUCUGAACGAAAAUACUUUCGUAUAUUUUGACGUGCAAGAAUUUUUUACCUAAGAAAACAUGUCUCGAGAAGAUCAACAAAUUUUAAAACAAUUUUACAAUUGUUGGGUUUUACGCAAUGGAAAGAUUUUAAACGAGGAUUUAUGGGUUCGCGAUGGGAAGAUUGUUGAUCCAGAAAAAAUUUUUUACGAUGAAAAAAUUAAACCGCAUGUAAGAAUCGAUUGCAACGGAGCAUUAAUUUCUCCUGGAUAUAUAGAUCUUCAAAUUAAUGGUGGUUUUGGAAUAGAUUUUACACAUAAUAUUAACAAUGUACAGGAAGGAAUUAAUAAAGUAGCCAAAAGAUUGCUAGAAUUUGGUGUAACAUCAUUUUGUCCAACUCUGGUUACGUCGCCCAGUGAAACAUAUCAUAAAAUAUUACCAAACAUUAAGAAGACAAAAGGUGGAAGACACGGUGCAGCUGUAUUAGGAGUUCAUUUAGAAGGACCUUUUAUUAGCUCAAGUAAAAAGGGAGCUCAUUCAGAGAAUUAUAUAAAACAAUUUGAAAAAGGUUUCAAGUCAUUAACUGACAUGUAUGGAAGUCUAGAAAAUGUGUGUCUUGUAACAUUGGCACCUGAACUUCCUAAUGCUCAAUCCGUGAUUACAGAAUUGUGCAAGAGAAAUAUUACAGUUUCUCUUGGACACUCUGUUGCAAAUCUGAAAGAAGGUGAAGAAGCUGUGAAGAGUGGAGCAUCUUUCAUUACUCAUCUUUUUAAUGCAAUGUUACCAUUUCACCAUAGAGAUCCAGGAUUAGUUGGUCUUUUGACAUCUGAUCAAGUUCAUCCUGGAAAAACUAUCCAUUAUGGUAUAAUUGCAGAUGGAAUUCAUACUCAUCCAGCAGCAUUGCGUAUAGCUCAUAGAACUCACCCUAAAGGCCUUGUUUUAGUUACUGACGCACUAUCAGCGCUAGGAUUACAAGAAGGUGUAUAUCAAUUAGGACAGCUUAAAAUCGAAAUGCGCUCAGGACGUGCAUAUAUUGCUGGAACAAAUACAUUGUGUGGCAGUACAGCAGAAAUGUCGAAGUGUGUCCGUCAUUUCAAAGAAGUAACAGGAUGUUCUAUAGUAGAAGCUUUAGAAGCUGCAACUCUCCAUCCAGCAACAACUCUAGGUAUUGAAAAAACUAAAGGAGUCUUAAAUUAUGGAGCUGAUGCUGAUAUAGUAAUGUUAAAUAACGAUUUAGAACUAUUGUCAACAUGGAUAUCGGGAGAAUGUGUACACUGCAAUUACAAAUGCAAUGAGCAUUGUCAGUAAAGUAUACUAUAGUGGAUAGUGGAAUUAAUUUUACAAAAUAAUUAGGGAAAAGUGUGGUUUAUCCGUAAAGCUAUAUUAAUUUUA
Molecule: messenger RNA, 1488 nt
Organism: Frieseomelitta varia
Lineage: Eukaryota; Metazoa; Arthropoda; Insecta; Hymenoptera; Apidae
Product: N-acetylglucosamine-6-phosphate deacetylase
Exons: 7
Coding region: 178-1404 (408 amino acids)
Biological process (GO): N-acetylglucosamine catabolic process
Molecular function (GO): N-acetylglucosamine-6-phosphate deacetylase activity
Source: RefSeq, a predicted model, not a curated record